Molecule: messenger RNA, 642 nt
Organism: Chlorocebus sabaeus (green monkey)
Lineage: Eukaryota; Metazoa; Chordata; Mammalia; Primates; Cercopithecidae
Source: RefSeq, a predicted model, not a curated record
AUGCCUCGGGACGAAAGAGCUGCGCGCCGUAAUGCGAGAGCCGCAGAAGAGAACCGCAACAAUCGCAAAAUCCAGGUCGAGGCCUCCAGACUCCCAUGGCCGCCUCCGGUAGCGAGCACAAUUCAAGACGACCUUGAGCGGCCCCGGGAGGAAGACCCGAGUACUCCAGAGGAGGCCUCUACCAAUUCCUGAAGAAGCCUCGAGCACUGCCCAAGCACAAAGCCUUCACCCCGGAGCAAUUCUCAGGGCACCAAGAAAGUCUCCUGAUGUCCAUAUUAGCGCUUCAUCUUCAUCAUGGGCAAUAGCGCCAAGGAAGCUCUGGUCUGGAAAGUGCUGGGGAAGUUAGGAAUGCAGCCUGGACGCCAGCACAACUUUGAGAUCCGAAGCAAGAUCGUUACAGAAGAGUUUGUGCGCAGAGGUUACCUGGAUUUAUAAGCCGUGCCCUGCAGCAGUCCGGUGGAUGAGUUCUUCAGUCCCCGAGCACACGUGGAAUCCAGCAAACUGAAAGUCAUGCAUUUUGUGGCAAGUGUCUGUAACCGUUCUAAAGACUGGCCUUGUAAUUAUGACUGGGAUUCGGACGAUGAUGCAGAGGUUGAGGCUAUCCUCAAUUCAGGUGUUAGGGGCUAUCUCGCCCCUAAGUAG